AUGGACUAAAGAACUCCAAUACAAAGGUUAAUGGAAGAAUUGCACACAGGAUCACCUGCCUAGUUGUUAGAAGUGGCAAAUCAAUGUGAAUAAACACCAAACAUCUAAAUAACAAAAGCAAUCUUGCUAUUAAACAAUAAGAAUUAUUAAGAAGCCUAAUAACUUUUGAAGGGACUGAAAGAUCAUCCCCUUUAUCCAUUCACAAGACUCUAUCAACUCUAUGCAGAAGGAUAAUAUCAAUUGGUUGUGACAGAAUCUAGAAAAAAUAUCCCAGAAGAUCAACUAUUAUUGGGAUAGGCCUUUUUGAAGUUAGGAGAGUUCGAACAAGCUAUUUAGCUGUUUUAGAAAUUGCUUAAAGAUAGCAAAUUUCAAAAGGACUCCCAAGAUAUUUUAACAAAUAUCGCCAAUGCAGCUAUUCAAUAAAAUGACGAGAAUUAGAUGAGACAAAUUAAUUCAUAGAUUACAGAAUUCAUUAAAAAGAAUAAAAAUCAGUAUGCCAGAGAGCUAUUACUUAACCAUGCUUUGCUUAAUUUAUAAUUGAAUGAUGUAAAGACUGCUAAAGAGUUGACUAUUAGGUUUGAAAACAUGGUGAAGGUUGAAAAUGAAUAGGACGAGGAUCUAUUUUUAGCUCAAUUAAUUUUAGAUGUUAUAAAUCCAGGGGAUUACAAAAGCAAAGUUAAAUAAUAUGAACUUUUAGAGAAGACUUCAGAAUAAGCAGUGCUUUUGAAUAAUUUGGCAGUGUUUUAAGAAUUUAUACAUCCACAUCAUGACUCAUUAAAAAGAGUUGAAGAAGCAUUGUCAUCAGAUUACAAAUUUACACCUUCAUAACUUAAUGUGUUAAAAAUUAAUAAAGCAAUUCUACAAAUUAUUAAGAAUAGACCAACAAAGGAACACGGUUUGCCUCUUUCUGUUCAAAUUGCAAUUAACAGAUAAAAAUGGGAAUAACCAAUCGAGGAUCCAUAUCAAUAUUUAAUAUUUGCUACUAACAAUGAUAACACCAACAAAAUAAUUGAAUUGUGCAAUGUCAAAAAUUGGAACCAGAAUAAAGUCUUGAGUACUUUUAUCUUGGCUCAUAUCCUCAAAUUGCCUGAUGAUUCUCCUUAUGAUAAAUAAAUUUAAUUGAUUGCUCAAUUUCAUAAGUCCUUGGUUUGCAAUUACUAUAUUAAAAGAAGCAAUCUUCAAAAAGCUUUGUAAUAUUAUACUGAUGACCAACAAAUCAAGAGUCAAUUGGCCUUGCUUUGUAUUGAAAAGGGGUAGCUUGAAUAAGGAGCUAAAUUUAUUGAUUCUUUACAAUAUGACGGAAUAACAGAUAUGAAUGAGAUUGAAAAUUUAGAGAGGAACAUAGGAUUAUCAAAAAAGGUGGAAGUUUAGGUGAAGAAGAUUCAAAAGAAGAAGAAGAAGAGAAUUCGAUAUCCCAAAAACUUUGACAAGACCAACCCUGGACCAUUGCCGAAUCCAGAGAGAUGGUUACCUAAAUAUGACAGAAAAGAGUGGAAAAAGAAGAAAUAAAUACAUAGCAGAACUUAAGGAGGUAAUGCAGGAAAUGAAACAGUAAAUACAUUCAAAGCGAGCGGAGCUUCCACUGCAUAAGUUAGUGCAGCUUAGAAAAAAACAAAUAAGUAUAGAAAAUGAUAAGUUAAUAUUAUAUUAUCGUUAUAAUUACAAAAUUCUAUCAAAAUAGAAAAAGAA
Paramecium tetraurelia is the source of this 1689-nucleotide messenger RNA. RefSeq lists its product as uncharacterized. The record is from RefSeq and is a predicted model, not a curated record. Gene Ontology annotation, cellular component: periplasmic space; signal recognition particle, endoplasmic reticulum targeting. NCBI's taxonomy places the organism in Eukaryota, Ciliophora, Oligohymenophorea, Peniculida, Parameciidae. Gene Ontology annotation, biological process: SRP-dependent cotranslational protein targeting to membrane. The transcript has 4 exons. Gene Ontology annotation, molecular function: hydrolase activity, hydrolyzing O-glycosyl compounds; ribosome binding; protein binding.